AUGGAAUUUGCUAGGCUUUCCGUUGAAGAAACGGUUUUCAUGAGACGUAUCAGUCUAAUUACUUUUAUCUUCCUACCACUGAUGUUUGCAUCGAGUCUCUUUGGCAUGAACGUCAACGCGCUGCAAAGCAACCCUGACUGGCGCUGGUAUAUCGUGUUCGGCGCCGCAUCCCUUCUUUUGACCUAUGCCUUGUGGAAGGUUUCAGAUCAGAACAUCCGAAUAUCCCAGAUAUGGUCUGAAUUACGGGCGAGAGGGCCCAUGAAGAACAAGACGAAGGAUUAUGAAGGCUAA
Molecule: messenger RNA, 291 nt
Organism: Aspergillus luchuensis
Lineage: Eukaryota; Fungi; Ascomycota; Eurotiomycetes; Eurotiales; Aspergillaceae
Exons: 5
Coding region: 1-291 (96 amino acids)
Biological process (GO): transmembrane transport; metal ion transport
Cellular component (GO): membrane
Molecular function (GO): metal ion transmembrane transporter activity
Source: RefSeq, a predicted model, not a curated record